Messenger RNA from Rodentolepis nana, 705 nucleotides. The record is from the annotation of a GenBank genome assembly. Lineage: Eukaryota; Metazoa; Platyhelminthes; Cestoda; Cyclophyllidea; Hymenolepididae.
AUGUCGGUAAAUACUGACGAAUCGAGAAGGUCAUACGAGGAAACUGAGAAGGAAUUGGCCUUAAGGACUCUACACAUACAAAAUUACAGUUUCUACAUUGCUGUGAAGGAGAAUUCCCAAGGGCGUUUUAUAAAGCUCACGGAAACGGCUCAAGGUGGACAGAGGGCCCGGAUUUUUAUGUCUGCUUGCGCAGUUAAAGAGUUCGUUGAGAAAUUGGAUAAGAUAAUUCUUACCUUAAACUCAGUCCCACGCUACACUCGACGGUCCGUGGCUCCAAUCAAUGUUAUGCGCUCUUAUACCAUUAUUAGAGAUAAUCGGCGUUACUUCCUUGAUCUGAAAGAGAAUGAUCGAAUGCGAUUUCUGAGGGUGUCCACGCUGACGAAUGGUAUCCGCGCAAAUAUGAUUAUUCCAAGUGAAGGUAUCCAAACUCUUCGAGAAAUUUUGGCGGAGAUAUUGUCUAAUUAUUUGACCGAUUGCCAUUGCCAACUAGGCUGCCAGGAACGAGGAAAAACUCUUCGUGUGGGCAAUAAGACGUACUUCUUUGAUUUGGGAUCAACUCGAAAUGAUACCUAUUUGAGCAUAUCUGAAGUGAAGAAUAAUGAGAGAAACUCAAUCAGCAUUUUGGGGAAGGAUCUUGUCAAAUUUCGAGAUAUUAUUAACGAGAUUAUUGAAAUGAGGUCAACAUCUGCAAAUGUGAGUAAAUGA